Molecule: messenger RNA, 1275 nt
Organism: Orbilia oligospora ATCC 24927
Lineage: Eukaryota; Fungi; Ascomycota; Orbiliomycetes; Orbiliales; Orbiliaceae
Exons: 1
Coding region: 1-1275 (424 amino acids)
Source: RefSeq, a predicted model, not a curated record
AUGGUCACACGGGCAGCCAUAUUCACCAUACUUAUGCUAAUAGCAUAUCCGACACACUCCUUCAAGAUAGCAUUUCACGAUCCGCCCAUUCCCGGCGGCCCUCUAGAUUACACAGAGUAUUCACCGCGAACCGCCUACGAAUGCCACAAAAUACCACAGGACAAAAGAACGGGUGAACAAAAAGUCGAUGAUAUCGUAGUUCAGGUCGAAUCCAAGGCUAUUAUGUUGCUAGCGUUCUAUGCAGUCUCAAAAAACCCUCAGGAUGGGCCUUGUUCUAAACAAAACCUCCAGAUAGUAGCGUUAUUUCCCAGUAAUACGAAGAAAGACGUGGAACAGCACUUCACACCCAUUUGGCCAAGACUUCAGUAUUGGAGAAGACUUCAACCAGGUUCAGACGACUGGCAACAAAUGGGCAAACCUAAGAUGGAUGCAGCGGAUGUAGUAAAUAGAUCGGGUUCCGGUUGGAUCACUGAGAAGAAGGAAAUACAAACACGCCUAAUUCAAAAUAUUAAUAUCGACCCGGAAUUAUUCCAACUAGUUCAGCAGAAUACCCAAGUGGCACCGCAAGAAGGCAUGAACUUACCUACAAUGGCAUCGAUUAGUACCCCAUCACAACUUGAAGAACUAUUCCAACAGCAAAACUACCGGCCGCCGUCUCGAGUUCCAGAUCCUAAAGUCCUUAAGGACCAAGUAUUUGAAUUGGCUGCCCAAUAUAAAACUCAUGCUCUAAAGGCGAACCCAAACCUCAAAAUCGAUCUCUCCGAAUAUGAGCCCAAGCUCCCCGAUUUAAUGGGCUUGCAGCAAUAUAAAGAAGAUAUCUAUUUGGAGGGCCUCGGACCGCGUAGUUUUACGGACUACCUCAGGGAAACUGCAAACAACCAAAGGACUAUCGGAGAAAAGGGCGGAUACAUGCCAGUGCCUCUUGGAAUACGUCACCGUUUUAAUGGCAAGAAGUUGAACAGGCUUGGGUUCAAUGUUGUACCCAUGAAAGAACUGAAACAUGAGCUUGCUCGCCAGAAGGAUCCUCAUAGAUAUCUCAAAAGAUUUGCAGGAAUGGGAAGAAGUGAUCUUAUAGGCCAAUAUGUUCCUCCAACUUCCGAAUGGGAAGGAAAUGGUGGGAUGAUGUCUUUAAAUACUGAAGUUCAAUCCCCUAGAAGGGUUCAAAUGGUGGAGGCUGACGGGGUUGAAGCAAGAGUUCAGGACUUUACCGAUCUAAAUGGUGAUUUGCAGAAGUUUCUAACAAAAGAGGAGCUACUUGCGAGCAUUGAAAAUUGA